AUGAAGCCUUUACCGCCUCAGAUUGUUUCGGUAUAUCUGUGUGGACUAGCCUACCUCGCUCAAUAUAGCAGCGCCAAUAGAAAGCUCGGUUCGCCUGAAGGUGACGACGCCUUGAGGAGAAAGGAGGAGGCGGUGGUGGCCGUCGGCUGGAAGAUGCGCAACUUCGAGCAUCCUCAGACGACCAGCCCGCUUCGGCUCAUCCACCACCCGGACACCGGGCAGCGAGGCGGGCAGCUUGGCCUGGAUACCCGAGUGAGGAGGACAGCAGAGCAGACAGCCACAUACCCGUCCACGCAUAUUGCCCAGGCUACCUUCCAGCUUGAUGCUUUCGACUCAUCCUUCAUUCUUGACGUUGAACUAAACCAUGAUCUGCUCUCCUCCCAAUAUGUGGAACACACUGUUGAUGGAAGGGGAACACCUGUUCAGUCCAGGGUUGGAGAGCACUGUUAUUACCAUGGCAAAAUCCAAGGAAAUGCAGAAUCCUCUGUGGCCCUUUCAACAUGUUAUGGCCUACAUGGCAUGUUUUAUGAUGGAAACUAUACUUACUUGGUUGAACCAGCACCAAGGAAUGAUAAGAACUUAUUGAACGAGACUGAGCCUCAUUUAGUUUACCAGGUUGCUGGCCGUGAUGUUCCUUUGCAGCUUCUACUAUCCGAUGUUGAAAGGAAUGAUCUCUUUGAUGUUAGGCAAACUGCACUUUUGAGGAAGAAAAGACAGAUAUAUCGAAUACGUCGGAAUGUUCAAGAUGAGACAAAGUACAUUGAGCUGAUGGUUGUUAAUGACCAUUUUAUGUUUAAAAAGCAUCGUUUAUCAGUGGGCCUCACAAACAACUUUGCAAAAUCAAUUGUGAACAUGGCAGAUAUGAUUUUCAAGGAACAGCUCAACACCAGAAUUGUACUAGUUGCUAUGGAAACCUGGUCAGUUGACAACAAGUUCACCAUAGAUGUGAACCCUCAGGUAACUCUACGAGAGUUUAUGAAGUACAGGAGAGAUUUCAUUAAAGUGAAGAGUGAUGCCAUUCAUCUAUUUUCGGGUACUAUGUUUAAAAGUAGCCAGAGUGGAGUAGCAUACGUUGGUGGGAUUUGUACGCAAUCUAAAGGUGGCGGAGUGAAUGAGUUUGGAGCUGCUGGUGCAAUGACUGUCACACUUGCUCAGAGCCUGGCCCAGAACCUUGGCAUCUUCCCAGAUAAGAAAAGAAUGAAUGGCGAUUGCACGUGUGACGAUAAAUGGAUUGGGUGCAUAAUGCAAGAUUCCGGGUUUUAUCUUCCACGGAAAUUUUCUAAAUGCAGCAUAGAAGAUUAUCAGGAAUUUUUGAACAAUGGUGGUGGUAGCUGCCUCUUCAAUAAACCUACCCGCCUUCUUGAUCCUCCGGAGUGUGGCAAUGGAUUUGUAGAGGCAGGAGAAGAAUGUGACUGUGGCUCAGCAACUGAAUGUAACAAGGAAGGAGGAAACUGCUGCAUCAAGUGCACUCUUAUGAAAGGAGCCAAAUGCAGCAAUGGACUCUGUUGUAAAGAAUGUCAGUUUCAACGAAAUGGAUUUGUAUGUCGCCAAGAAGUAAACGAUUGUGACAUUCCUGAGACCUGCACUGGAAAUUCUAGUGAGUGCCCACCAAAUGUGCAUAAAAUGGAUGGCUACGCCUGUGACAAUGAUCAGGGACUUUGUUAUGGUGGAAGAUGUAAAGCUAGAGAGCGACAAUGCAAAUACGUGUGGGGAGAAAGAGCAAGAGCUGCAGACAAAUUAUGUUAUGAGAAGCUUAACAUUGAAGGGACCGAGAAAGGAAACUGUGGCAAAAACAAAGACACCUGGAUCCAAUGUAAUAAACAAGAUGUACUUUGUGGUUAUCUGUUGUGCGAUGAUACCACCGGGGUGCCAAGAAUAGGAGAACUCUCAGGUGAUGUGACUAUCUCAACCUUCUUACAGAAACACAAGCAUAUCAACUGCAGUGGUGGCCAUGUCAUGUUAGAUGAAGUCACUGAUCUGGGAUAUGUGCAAGAUGGAACCCCGUGCGGACAAGACAGGAUGUGCAUCAAUCACAAGUGUCUUCCUCUGAAAGCAUUUAAUUUCAGUACCUGCCCCGGAACUAGUGGUGCAAGAAAAUGUUCAGGACAUGGGACUUGCAGUAAUGAAGGAAAGUGUGCCUGCGAUCUACAAUGGGAUGGCGCUGACUGCACUAUAUAUACACCAAAGACAAUUAUAUACAAUGAUUACAGUAAAAUAACUGUGGCCUUAGCUGGUUUAGGAUCAGUUCGAACCAAUAUUAUUAUAGGUGCCAUCGCAGGGACCAUCCUGAUGGCAAUUCUAGUCUUGGCUGUUGCAGCAUUAUUUUACAAAAACUAUCGAGAAAGAAGGCAAAUGCCACAAGGAGACUAUGUCAAAAAGCCUGGGGAAGCUGACUCUUUCUAUAGUGACAUACCUCCUGGAGUCAGCUCAAACUAUUCAGCAUCUAGUUCUAAGAAAAGAUCAAACGGGCUUUCUCAUUCAUGGAGUGAACGGAUUCCAGAUGAAAAACAUAUUCCAGAUGUUUGCGAAAAUGGUAGACCACGCAGUAACUCCUGGCAGGGGAACUUAGGAGCCAACCGAAAGAAAAAUAAAGGAAGGAAAUUUAGACCGCGUUCUAAUUCUACAGAGACUUUGUCUCCUUCCAAGUCACAUUCUUCAUCCAAUGGGUCCAUUGCUUCUAGUAGGAAAUGCCCAUACCCAAUGCCACCUCUUCCGGAUGAAGAGGCAAAAGUUGGUCGACAAAGUGCACGGCUUUGGGAGACCUCCAUUUAG
Carcharodon carcharias (great white shark) is the source of this 2772-nucleotide messenger RNA. It is a transcript of the gene adam22, whose product is annotated as ADAM metallopeptidase domain 22. Bases 1 to 2772 code for a protein of 923 amino acids. Lineage: Eukaryota; Metazoa; Chordata; Chondrichthyes; Lamniformes; Lamnidae. Gene Ontology annotation, cellular component: postsynaptic density membrane. The transcript is spliced from 32 exons. The record is from RefSeq and is a predicted model, not a curated record. Gene Ontology annotation, biological process: proteolysis. Gene Ontology annotation, molecular function: metalloendopeptidase activity.